CAUAUUUCAUUAUUAUACGGCACUCCGUAUACGACAUAUAGUUCGUGGUCAUAAUCGGCAAUCGCCUGCACAGUUUCGUUAUUAAAUGUUUUGUUUUUAAUCUCGUUUUCAAUUUUUCUUUUGGCAAUUUGUUCGUCUCGAAUCUCGAUUGUGUUUAAAUGUGUUAAUUUUGGUGCGUUUUCGGCAAUCAAUUUUUUUUCGGUGUCGGCGCAAGGAUUGUGUUGCCAUGAUGCCGUCUUUAAAAUAUAUUCAACGACGAUGCCCGUGAAAGUUCGCGAUUUCAUAAUUAAUUAAAAUCGUACUUUGCAAUUCCCGCGUUACGUUUCGAUCGAGUCGAAUUUCUCGUUUUAAGAUAAAACCUCCGAGUAAUUCAACAAUGUGUUCAAAGUUACAAAUGCUUCCAUUUUGGCUUAGUUUAGUGUCUAUGUUGGUGCUUUCAUCGAACUGUGAUAUACUCAAGGAAACUUAUGCUCCUCGAAGCUCAUCCAAAGUCCGUGUAACAGAACCAACAGAUUCAAAUAAUGUUAAUGAUUCAUGCAAUGAUGAUAUUGCUUGUUUAACAAUGGCAACACAAGAUAGAGUUGGACUAGAAGCUAUUCGUUCAUUGCAUCGACAACUUGAUGAUGAUGCAGAUGGCACAAUAGAUCUUUCAGAAUCUGAUGAUUUUUUACGUGAAGAAUUAAAGUAUGAAAAAGGCGCAGAAAAACGACAAAAGGCGUUCCAUCAAAAUGAUGAUAUGUAUAUAUCUGUAAAAGAUUUAUGGGAUGCUUGGGUAAAAUCUGAAGUGCAUAAUUGGACUGUUGAACAAACAUGUGAUUGGCUUGCUACAUCUGUUGAAUUACCUCAAUAUGUUCCUGUAUUCAUCAAUUAUAGAGUUACUGGAGCUCAUCUUCCUAGACUAGCAGUCAGCAAUAUGCAAUUUUUAAGCAAUGUGCUUGGGAUCAAAGACCCAAUUCACAAACAGAAAAUUGCCCUAAAGGCGAUGGACGUCGUUCUCUUUGGCCCCCCAAAAGAGUCUAAUACACACAUUAAGGACUUAAUAUUAAUAACACUGCUAUUGGGAGCACUGAUUGGCUGUUGGUAUGCUUAUAACCAAAAUAAAAGUUCUACUCGUCAUUUAAAGCGAAUGAUGAAAGACAUGGAGAGUUUGCAAAAAGCUGAAACAGCUCUUGAAGAUUUACAGAGGGAAUUGGAAAAAGCUAAACAAGAGCAGGAGUAUGUUAGUACUGAGAAGGCUAAUUUAGAAAAACAAUUACAAGAACAGCAGAUUAAAGAUGAUAAUUCAUCUGUACUAAAAUCAUCAUAUUCCGAUUUGGAAAUUUCCCAACUUAAAAAUGAAAUCGAAAUGUUGCGCGGAGAAUUAGCUAGAGCUGAAGGCGAGCUAGAUGAUCGAUGUUGGACACCUCCACACGGGUUGCAACAAUGGUUACAACUGACACAUGAAAUUGAAAAUAAAUCUUAUAUUAAAAAAAAACUUAGUGCUGAAAAGCAACUACAACAGGCUAGAGAAGCAUGUGAAAAAUUGCGAAAAAAGCGAUCGAGUUUGGUUGGCGCGUUUGUGUCGACUCAUGGAAAAUCAAUUGAUGAUGUCGACCGAAGUAUCGUAGAAGCAAGAACUUCGUUGAAUGAAGUGACUCAGGAACUAGCAGAAAGAGUUCAUCGAUGGAAGCAAGUCGAAUCAUUAUGUGGAUUCAAUAUAAUUAACAAUAACGGUCUAUCGCAAUUAGAGAACGUCUUAUAUAGAAACGUAUCAAAUGGUCGUAACUUCACUUUAAGAGGACGUAUGAGUAGUCAAGACGACCUUGAAGAUGAUUCUAGCCAAUAUUCAGUGUGUGUGGGUGGUACAGGGAUGUCGUAUCAAGACCUUGGUGCUUGUGAAAGUACCGAACAAUGGCAGGAAGGCGACCAGGAGUCUUCGGAGAGCGAUCAACCCGACUGCGAAGCCGAAGAUCAGAAAAUUCGCUCUUCAGAUACAAAACUUUGUUUCACCCUCGGCGACGACCAGUGUGAUGCGAAAUCAUCUACUCGGGUUGUCCAACCAUCAGAAAAAUUGUCAAAGCUACAAAGUGAAAGCGAAAGUUCAACUCUAUCUGAACAAAGUAAUGUUCCUAGCUCUUUCCGCCAUUCUAGUUCAGAAUCCAAUAUAGAUCAGAAACAUCGUAAAAUAUCAAAAACAUCUAGCCAACAAGAUGGAUCUGUGAUAUCAGUACCAAGCGAAGUCUCUGUAAAGCGUAUCAAACGGCACAAACUAUUUCCAAUAUUUUUGUCAGCCAAAAGUAAAGCCGGCAAGUCUAACCUAAAUACAAACGUCCCAGUUGGAAAUGUCAAAAAAUGACUAUGAUUUAUCGUUUCCUCUAAAUUAUAAACUGAUGAUUGUAUAUAAUUUUGAUUGUGAUAAUUAUGUGAUUUGUAAGUAUAGAUAAAUCAGUGAUUUAUUUAUAACGAAUGUUUUUGUAUAAAAGCUAUAUUUUUUAAGCACAAACAUAAUAUUCCAGUGACUUAAAAAAGAAAAUUAUUUUACGCAAUUGUAAAUGUAUUAUUUGUUAACAUAUUUAUUUUGAAUUUAUAGAUGGUGCCUUAAGAAGUAAUUAGUUUUGGUACUUAAUUAUUUAUAAAAUGGAGAUUGUAAUUUUACACAUAAGUUUUAAGCGGAAAAUUUGAAGACUGGAAAGGCUGAGCCCCCUUCAAAAAUUUUGUUUUAUCUCUAAUUAAUUACAAUUUUUAAUUUUAAUUUUAGUGAUGCGAGAGAGAAGUGCAUCAUAGGUCUUAAUAUUUUAUCUCUUCUCUCCUCCUUUGUAAUAGAUUUCUGCAAUAGCGUAAGUUUAGAUACAGCAAAUUAACAAUUCAAUUAUAUUUUUAAUGUAAUAUGAGAAAAAAGACAUUUUUUAAGUUUUUAAGUUAAUAAGAAUGUAUUAUUAUUCAUGAUAAUUUUAACAUUUAACAAAAAACUGGUCUCACAUUUCUGAUAUACUUGUAAGAAUUGCGAAAAUGUCAAUUUUAAGUUUUUUUUUUAAUUUCCUUACUAAGUAUUCCACCUUUAAAUCUAGACAAGUUAUUUCAGCUCGCUCUUUCUAAUGGUGAGGACAACAAGUUAUACCGUGAUGGCGUAUUCUUUUUCAAUUUCGGAUACAAACAAAAAAAAUGAUUUUUAUAGGUACAUCAUGAACUAAUAAUACAUAUUUUAUUGUGCAAUUGUUUUAUUCAUUGAAAAAUGUUAUUUUUUAAAAGUGUAUUUAUGUACCUAAUACUAGAUUAAAAAUGAUUACAUACCUAUCUAAUAUAGACAACUAUGGUUUCUAGAUAA
This is a messenger RNA of Adelges cooleyi (spruce gall adelgid), 3304 nucleotides long. It is a transcript of the gene Stim, whose product is annotated as stromal interaction molecule homolog. The coding region runs from base 377 to 2335 and encodes 652 amino acids. Gene Ontology annotation, molecular function: calcium channel regulator activity; calcium ion binding; protein binding. Gene Ontology annotation, cellular component: plasma membrane; endoplasmic reticulum. Gene Ontology annotation, biological process: activation of store-operated calcium channel activity; intracellular calcium ion homeostasis; store-operated calcium entry. NCBI's taxonomy places the organism in Eukaryota, Metazoa, Arthropoda, Insecta, Hemiptera, Adelgidae. The transcript has 13 exons. The record is from RefSeq and is a predicted model, not a curated record.